Leptonychotes weddellii (Weddell seal) is the source of this 1070-nucleotide messenger RNA. NCBI's taxonomy places the organism in Eukaryota, Metazoa, Chordata, Mammalia, Carnivora, Phocidae. The record is from RefSeq and is a predicted model, not a curated record.
CACUUUAUUUAUAAAAAUACAGACUCAGAGAGGAUGAGGGCUUCACACAGCCGGAAGACAGCUUCCGAGCUUACCUCCAGCCAGGGGAAGGUUGGUGAAGAUGAGGAUGGGGAAUGACCUUCUGUUUCUUCCUUGCUCCCAGCGCCGGGGUGUCAGCCCUCUGCUGCCUUCUCCCCUCUCUCUCCUUCCAGGUGUCCAGAGUGUGGAAGUGCAGUUGGAGAACCAGAUGGUCCUGGUGCAGACCACCCUGCCCAGCCAAGAGGUGCAGGCCCUUCUGGAAGGCACAGGGCGGCAGGCAGUGCUCAAGGGCAUGGGCAGUGGCCUCUUGCAGAAUCUGGGGGCAGCAGUUGCCAUUCUGGAGGGCCCUGGUCCUGUGCAAGGGGUGGUGCGCUUCCUACAGCUGAGCCCUGAACGCUGCCUCAUCGAAGGGACCAUUGAUGGCCUGGAGCCUGGGCUGCAUGGACUCCAUGUCCAUCAGUUUGGGGACCUCACAGGGAACUGCAACAGCUGUGGGGACCACUUUAACCCUGAUGGAGCAUCUCAUGGGGGCCCUCAGGACUCUGACCGGCACCGUGGAGACUUGGGGAACGUCCACGCUGAUGCUGAUGGCCGCGCCAGCUUCAGGAUAGAGGAUGAGCAGCUGAAGGUAUGGGAUGUGAUCGGCCGAAGCCUGGUCAUCGACGAGGGAGAAGACGACCUGGGCCGGGGUGGCCAUCCCUUAUCCAAGGUCACGGGGAACUCAGGAGAGAGGUUGGCUUGUGGCAUUAUUGCACGCUCUGCUGGCCUCUUCCAGAACCCCAAGCAGAUCUGCUCCUGCGAUGGCCUCACCAUCUGGGAGGAGCGAGGCCGGCCUAUCGCUGGUGAGGGACGAAAGGAGCCGGCCAAGCCCCCUGCCCACCUCUGAGCACGGCCUCAGCCUUGGGUUUAUGACUGUUCCCCCAGCUGAGCACCAUCCGCUUCCAGAGAGAAGGGAGGCCCUGCUUGCCCGGCCCCAGGAGAACUCGGGUACAGGGGGUGAAGGGUCGCUGCAAUGUUCCCUUGGCAAAUUAAAGUUUUAUUUUCAUAUAGAA